AUGAGAACUGAAGACUCUGCCAAGACGGACGCUGUUUCAACUACGAUGGACAUGCCUUGGGAGACAGAGAAGGGCAUUCGAAAAAUGGCCGAUUUGCUGCGUGGUCGCAAAGGUCUUCCUUCGCGUCACGCUGUGGAGCUUGGCAAACGUGUCGAGUAUUUUCGCGGUGACCGAUUGGCCACAUUUCUGCUCGCCAGUCCCAAGGUCAAAAAGUAUUUUCCAGAACUGAAGACAAAAGAGGACGCCUAUUCGGUAGGCCGUGAACUCUUGCAAAACAGCUAUAUUCAUCGUUCAGAUCGAGAUGGUCAAAACAAAAGGAUCCUGAAGCCCACACCCAAGCAAGACUUUUCACCUGAGGGGUACUUCACCUGGAUGUACGAGGGAUCCAAGACUAUCCGCAAUAUUAUGACAGCGCUUUUAAUUAUUGGUUUUUUAAUUAUCACCUGCUUUCCCAUCUGGCCGCAAUGGGCCAAGGUUGCGCUCUGGUACAUGUCCGUGACCUUUCUUAUCUUCGUUGCUAUUUUUGUGGUGGUGCGGCUUUUCAUUUUCUUUAUCCUUUGGAUGAUUGGUUAUGAAUACUGGCUGCUGCCCAAUAUUUUCGAUGACAAUUUGUCGGUGGCUGACUCGUUCGUUCCAUUGUAUUCGUUGCGUACCACGGAUUCAUCAGAACGUAUCUAUCGUGUUAUCGGCGUUGUAGCCUUCGCGUGCUUCUGCGUAUGGGUCUGGAACCAGCCUACGGACUUCGACGAGUACAUGGAGCUGACCAAACAGUUCACCGAUGAUAUUUAUAGCGGUAAACUAUUGAGUGACAUGUCUCAAAAGGAUCAGGACAACAUUGACGCCGUGAAGGUUCCUGAUCUCCAGGAUCUUCUCAAAGAAGAGGACGAAGACGACGACCAGGAUAAUAAGUUCACCGAAAUCAUGAAUGAGGAUGAGGAAGAUAGCACAAUAUUCUCUGAGGCAAUGGAAGAUGACAAGGAUGAAGUAGUCGACCGAGAUUUGUAG
Messenger RNA from Plasmopara halstedii, 1005 nucleotides. RefSeq names its product non-selective cation channel-2 family. The transcript has 2 exons. NCBI's taxonomy places the organism in Eukaryota, Oomycota, Peronosporomycetes, Peronosporales, Peronosporaceae. The coding region runs from base 1 to 1005 and encodes 334 amino acids. Gene Ontology annotation, cellular component: endoplasmic reticulum; endoplasmic reticulum membrane. Gene Ontology annotation, biological process: post-translational protein targeting to membrane, translocation. The record is from RefSeq and is a predicted model, not a curated record.